Molecule: messenger RNA, 2651 nt
Organism: Photinus pyralis (common eastern firefly)
Lineage: Eukaryota; Metazoa; Arthropoda; Insecta; Coleoptera; Lampyridae
Exons: 3
Coding region: 202-1485 (427 amino acids)
Source: RefSeq, a predicted model, not a curated record
UAUAUUAUCUUGAUUUUACACACGUAGUCCGGUCCUGGCUACUCAACGUGCACCUUGUUUAAAGUAAGCUGAAAAAGAAAUCGCCUCAAUCGGCGACUCCCGCUGUCCCCUCCGCUAACGGUACAAUAUUGUUCAUUCGUUCUUGGUGCACUCAACCGUGUAGACGUCGAGCUCCGAGUUUUUCGCCGCUUAGGUACUAAGAUGGGCAAAUCGAAAAGAAAGAGAAGUAGAUCUCGUGAUAGAUCUUUAAGCAAGGAGAAUAGGGAGUUGCGACGGAAAUUGAGAAAUCUUGAAAGAGACAGAGACCGUUCUCCGUGGGAGACGCGCUCAGGUAGUGAAACACCCGCAUACCACGUCUCUAGGAGUCGAGAACGUGAAGGCCGACUUUCGCGUAAAGCGGAUUCACGAUUGUUACGCGUGCCCGAUCUUAUUUAUAGUGAAGGUCGCCCUUCAAGUAAGGCGACUUCACUGUUAUCAUUUGAAAAUAGAACCAGAAGUCGCAGUCGCAGCCCCAGCUUGCCUGUUUCUUUACACAGUCGUUACAGACGCACAAGUACAGACAGCCGUCAUCGAAAUGAUGAGGAGUCGGGCCGUUAUCUGCUUGAUACGGCGUCAAUGACCAGGGCAGGACCGGUUCAGGAAGAGGGGCUUGAAAAUAUUAAGGCGGAUGACUCGCCAAUUUUAAUUCUCCAUGAGGACGAGGAAAUUUCCGAAGAGAUAAGGCAUAUUUUGGGACCCGAUCCCAAUAAACAGAAAAAAUGCAAGUUUAAUCUCCAUGUUGCCGUAGAGCCGAUAUGGUCACAUACCUUAGCUUACGGUCUCCCUAAGGAGGAAAACGAUCAACUCUUCGGAAAAUAUGAGUUACCGGAGAAUUGUAAACUGUUAUCUCCACCUAAAAUUAACCCUGAAAUCGGUGCUAGCAUGAACACUCUUCAUUCAGCCAGGGAUGAGACGCAUUUAAAUUACCAAAUACAGCUCGGUAAAGUUUUAGCUUCCCUGGGACACUCAAUAAACGUUAUUUUAGAAGAGGACACGAGCAUCCCGAAACAGGUAAGGGAAAAAAUUUUGGCAAGCACUGCAGACUCUGGACGCAUGUUAUGCAAAAUAAUAAAUGAAAUGUCGAAUAAACGUCGUCAGUUUAUCCUUCCCCUGAUAAACAAACAACUUAAAAACUUGCUGGAAAAUGUUCCACCCGGAGAGUUUUUGUUCGGCUCAGAGUUGAGCGAAAAAAUCCAAACGUUAAAAACCCUGGAAAAAGUGGGAAGAGAUAUACGACCAAUCCAACAGACGAACCAUUCUCGCUCCCAACCCAGCUACUCAGGCGAGUUACUGAGAAGGAGGGGAGGGGGGACAGGUAAACCUCAUACCAUAACAAGUGGCCAUCAGUUAAACAGAGGACGCCCGGCUCAUCAAAGGAGGGAGAUGAAGUCACUAAGGGGGCGACCCUCACACUCACAAAGACCCACAGUUCACCGACGACGCUAGCGGGGAGUCCACCCACUAGCCAACCAGCUUAUCCUGGUGGCCGCCAAACUCUCUGGGAAUCGUUUUCAAGGAGGGGUGUUCCGGAAACAACAAUAGAGACCAUCAUUUCUUCAGUUACCCAAUCCACAAUCACUCAAUAUAGCUCUACCUACCGUUUAUGGUGGAACUUUUGUACCCAAGAAAAAAUUCCAAUAUUUGAAGCAAGAAAUAUAGAUGUCCUUAGAUUCUUACAAAAGGUCACAGACGAACAUAAAUACCAGUACGGCGCUGUGAACUCACACAGAUCUGCUCUGAGUCUCAUUUUGCCAAAUGAUUUAGGAACGGAUCCAUUAGUUAAGAGGUUUAUGAAGGGAAUAUCUCGACUGAGACCAGCGCAACCAAGGUAUACCUAUACAUGGGAUCCGCAAAGGCUAUUUUCAUAUCUGGAAACCCUACCGGAUAAUUUAAAUCUACUACAGCUUUCACAGAAAGUGGUUUCUCUUUUAGCCUUAAUCACGGGAGGUAGGCUUCAAACCAUAUCGCUUAUUAGACUAUCCAAUAUAAGGGAAGAAAUGGAUACAAUUCAAAUCAAUAUAACAGAUCCAAUCAAAACGUCAGGCGUGAACAACGAACAACCCACUUUGCAUAUACCGUCAUUUAAGGAAAAACCAUGCCUUUGUGUAGCGACAACGCUAAAAGCUUAUAUAGCGGCUACAAAAGACAUUCGAAAGAAGGACCAGGAUUUCAUCUUUCUUACGGCUAAAAAACCGCACGCGACUGCUAAAAAGCAAACUUUAAGUAGGUGGGUAAAACAAAUGUUGUCAUCAGCGGGAAUAGAUACAUCGGUAUUUAAACCUCACUCAACGCGACACUCGUCAACGUCGGCCGCUUUGAGACGGGGAGUUUCGCUGGAAACAAUUUGUAGGACAGCCGGAUGGUCUGAGCAUACAGCCACCUUUGCAAAAUUUUAUAAUCGUCGCCUCACCGACAGAACUGAUUUUGCGAAAGCGCUUUUAACCAUGUCUCUAAACAAAGACUGAUAGUUCUAUUUAUUUGGUUACUUACUGUUGCUUCAUUUGUAGAAUAGUAUAAAUUGAAUACUUUUAUUUUACGUUUUCUUAAGGUUUUCAGUAUUGACAUAAAUGUCAAAACUUACGUUGAUUACUUAUUAAACUCUGCAUUAUCAA